Molecule: messenger RNA, 771 nt
Organism: Angiostrongylus costaricensis
Lineage: Eukaryota; Metazoa; Nematoda; Chromadorea; Rhabditida; Metastrongylidae
Source: the annotation of a GenBank genome assembly
AUGUCCAAAGUGAACAAAGAAGGUGCUCAGCAGACGUCGCUGCUCGAUGUGCUGAAGAAGAAGAUGCGACAAGCUCGCGAGGAGGCGGAAGCCGCUAAGGAUGAGGCCGACGAGGUGCAACGUCAGCUCGAAGAGGAGCGCAAAAAGCGUGAAGACGCUGAAGCCGAAGUUGCGGCAUUGAAUCGCCGCAUUGUGCUCGUUGAGGAGGAUUUGGAACGUACUGAGGAUCGCUUGAAGAUCGCCACUUCAAAGUUAGAGGAAGCUUCGAAAGCGGCUGAUGAAGCUGAACGUGCUCGCAAGUCGAUGGAGACCCGUUCGCAGCAGGACGAGGAACGUGCGAACUUCCUCGAAACGCAGGUAGACGAGGCUAAAGUGAUUGCCGAGGACGCCGAUCGCAAGUAUGAAGAGGUUGCCCGUAAGUUAGCAAUGGUUGAAGCUGAUCUCGAGAGAGCCGAAGAACGUGCCGAAGCUGGAGAGAACAAAAUCGUCGAACUCGAAGAAGAGCUGCGUGUCGUCGGAAAUAACCUCAAAUCACUCGAGGUGUCCGAAGAAAAAGCACUUCAACGUGAAGACUCGUAUGAGGAACAAAUCCGUACCAUCUCUGCUCGUCUGAAGGAGGCUGAAACUCGUGCCGAGUUUGCUGAACGCUCUGUCCAAAAACUCCAGAAGGAAGUGGACAGACUCGAAGAUGAAUUGCUGCUGGAAAAGGAACGUGUGCGUAAUCUGACGGAGGAAAUCGAACAGACAGUGCAAGAGAUCCAAGGAUCAUGA